GCAUGCAUGGUGAGAGAAGACAAAGAGAAUAAACAUGUACGGCAACAGUUGUCCAAUUGCUGUUGUGCAUCCAAUGAAUGUAGUUUGUACCAUUCUAAGUUCAAGCUCAAUCUUCUUGUCGUUUUUUCCUAUGAACUCUAGGAAAGGAUUAAUUGUUUAAAUCGCCAUUCAUUUUUAUCAUACACUAUAUUGGACUGAAUAAUUAUCAUAACUUAGCAGAAAAUUAACAUGACUUUCAUAUCUUCUUUUUCAGUUCCAUGAUCAUAAUAAGUAUUCAUAAAUAGCUUAUUCAACCAAUGGUUCAUUUGACCACAUUUGGAGAGUUACUUAAGUCAAAAGAAAUGAGUGGAAAUGAUGUUGAGGGAGGGAAUGAGGAGGGAAAUAUAACAGUGACAUGGGAGAAAUUAAGGGUCACUGUUCCAAAUGGAAACAAAAAAAGGAAAGCAAUUCUGCAGGAUCUUAAUGGUUAUGCUCAACCUGGAAGACUUUUGGCUGUUAUGGGUCCUUCUGGCUCUGGAAAAUCCACACUUCUUGAUGCUUUAGCAGGAAGAUUAAGCUCAAACCUAAAGCACACAGGAAAUAUUCUAAUCAAUGGUCACAAACAAGCACUGGCUUAUGGAAUAUCAGGGUAUGUAACACAAGACGACGCUAUGCUGUCAACAUUAACGGCCGGAGAAACUUUAUACUACUCGGCUCAACUUCAAUUUCCAGAUUCCAUGUCCAUAACAGAGAAGAGAGAACAAGCAGAUAUUAUACUCAGAGAAAUGGGUCUAAUAGAUGCCGUUAACACAAGGGUUGGAGGAUGGAGUUCUAAAGGCCUAAGUGGUGGACAAAAGAGGAGACUUAGCAUUUGCAUCGAGAUUCUAACUCGCCCGAGACUUCUCUUCCUUGAUGAACCAACGAGCGGACUUGACAGUGCAGCUUCUUAUUAUGUUAUGAGCAGGAUUGCACGUUUGAAUUUAAGCGACGGCAUUCGAAGGACUAUUGUUGUAUCCAUCCAUCAACCUAGCAGUGAAGUUUUUGAACUUUUUCAUGACCUUUGUCUUCUGUCUUCAGGUGAAACUGUAUAUUUUGGUCCAGCCUAUGAUGCAAACCAGUUUUUUACUGCAAAUGGUUUUCCUUGUCCAACACUCCAUAAUCCUUCAGAUCACUACUUAAGGGUCAUAAACAAAGAUUUUGAAAUGGAUGUUGAAGAAGGCUUUGGUAAGGGAGUAACAACAGAAGAAGCAAUUGAUAUCCUUGUAAAGACUUAUAAAUUGUCUCGAAUUAGAUCCAAAGUUAAAAAAGAAGUGGCAAAAAUAAGUGAAAGUGACUCUGGUGCAAUAGGGAAGAAGAGGAUCCAUGCUGCAUUUAUCACUCAAUGCCUUGUUCUUAUAAGAAGAUCUUCUUUGCAAUUGUUUCGCGACAUUGGAAAUUAUUGGCUCCGUUUAGUUGUCUUCAUUUUAAUUGCUAUAAGCAUUGGUUCUAUCUUCCAUGACAUUGGUUCAAGUAGUGGAUCAGUAUCUACUCAGGGGAGAGGUUCUCUGCUCACAUUUCUUAUUUCAGUUCUUACUUUCAUGACCCUUGUUGGUGGAUUCUCUCCACUUUUGGAGGAAAUGAAGGUAUUUGAACGAGAGAGAUUGAACGGACACUAUGGUGUUACCGCUUUUCUAAUUGGCAAUAUAUUCUCUGCUAUUCCUUACAUGCUAAUGAUCUCUCUAAUUCCUGGUGGAAUAGCAUACUAUCUUUGUGGAAUGCACAAAGGACUAGCAAACUUUAUAUACUUCACUUCAUUACUAUUAGCAAUUGUGAUGUGGGUUGAGAGUCUUAUGUUAGUUGUUGGAAGCAUAUCUCCAAAUUAUGUAAUAGGAAUGUUCAUUACUGGUGGAAUUGAAGGACUAAUGAUUUUAACUGGUGGAUUCUAUAGAUUACCAAAUGAACUACCUAAACCACUAUGGAAAUACCCUUUAUACCAUAUAUCUUUCCUUAAGUAUGCAUUUCAAGGAUCAUUCAAGAAUGAAUUUGAAGGGUUAACAAUUUUGAUAGGGACCAAAACUGUAAGUGGUAGGGAAAUAUUGGUUGAGACAUGGCAUGUUGAAAUGGGUCACUCUAAGUGGGUUGAUCUUGCUAUCAUGUUUGGUAUGAUUUUAUUAUAUAGAGUUCUAUUCUUGGUAAUCACUAAGUGCAAGGAGAAGUUUAAGAAUUUUGAACUUCCUCGAACUCUCCUAAGUGUAAUUGACAUGGGUGGUCAUGAUGGAGAAAAGGGUGGCAUUACUGUGACAUGGGAGAAUUUGGAGGCAAUUGUUACAAAUGGAAAGAAUAGAAAAAUAAUUCUGCAUGGACUUACAGGUUAUGCCCAGCCAGGGAAGCUUUUGGCUGUAAUGGGACCUUCAGGCUGUGGCAAAUCCACAUUCCUUGAUGCUUUAGCAGGAAGAUUGAAAUCAAACAUACAACAAUCAGGGAACAUUCUAAUCAAUGGCAAAAAACAAACACUGGCGUAUGGAACAUCGGGUUAUGUAACACAAGAUGAUGCUAUGCCGUCAACUUUAACAGCUGGUGAAACUUUAUACUACUCAGCUCAACUUCAAUUUCCAAACUCAAUGUCCAUAGCAGAGAAGAAGAAACAAGCAGAUAUCACACUCAGAGAAAUGGGCCUGCAAGAUGCUAUUAACACAAGGGUUGGAGGGUACGGUUCUAAGGGCCUAAGUGGGGGGCAAAAGAGAAGACUUAGCAUUUGCAUUGAGAUCCUAACACACCCCAGACUCCUUUUCCUUGACGAACCAACCAGUGGACUUGAUAGUGCGGCUUCCUACUAUGUUAUGAGUAGAAUUGCAAGUUUGAGCCUAAGGGAUGGUAUUCAAAGGACAAUAGUUGCCUCCAUUCAUCAGCCUAGUAGUGAAGUUUUUGAGCUUUUCCAUGACCUCUGCCUUCUUUCGUCUGGGGAGACGGUAUAUUUUGGUCCAGCAUCUGAAGCAAAUCAGUUUUAUGCUUCAAAUGGUUUCCCUUGCCCAACUCUCUAUAAUCCUUCUGAUCACUACUUAAGGAUCAUAAACAAAGAUUUUGAACAGGACACUGAAGAAGGAUUUGGUAAAGGAGUAAUUACUGAAGAAGCAAUUGGUAUCCUUGUAAAUUCUUAUAAGGCGUCAGAAAUUAAAAGCCAAGUUCAGAUCGAAGUGACAAAAAUAAGUGAAAGUGAUUUGGGUGCAAUAAGGAAUAGGAGGAUCCAUGCUCCAUUUCAAACUCAGUGCAUGGUUCUUAUAAAAAGAUCUUCUCUGCAAUUGUAUCGUGACAUAAGCAAUUACUGGUUACGUCUUGCUGUCUUUAUUGCUUCGGCUAUAAGCCUGGGCUCUAUCUUCUAUCACGUCGGUACAAGUAAUCCAUCUAUUCAGGUCAGAGGGUCGCUAAUUUCAUUUUUUAUAUCACUCGUGUCUUUCAUGACACUUGUUGGUGGAUUCUCUCCCUUGAUUGAGGAAAUGAAGGUGUUUGAACGAGAGAGAUUGAAUGGGCACUAUGGUAUUUCUGCUUUUCUAAUUGGCAACAUAUUAUCUGCUAUUCCUUACAUGCUAAUGAUCUCUCUCAUUUCCGGAGUAAUAAUUUGUUACCUUUCUGGACUGCACAAAGGACUAGAGCACUAUUUAUACUUUGCUUCUAUCCUAUUUGCCAUUAUGAUGUGGGUUGAGAGUCUUAUGAUGGUUGUGGGGAGUAUCUUCCCAAAUUUUGUGAUGGGUGUGAUCAUUGCUGGAGGAGUUGAAGGACUUGCAAUUUUAACAGGUGGAUUUUAUCGACAUCCUAACGAUCUUCCAAAGCCAUUAUGGAAGUACCCUUGCUACUACAUUUCCUUUCUCACAUAUGCUAUACAAGGAUCAUUCAAGAAUGAAUUUGAAGGCUUAACAUUUGCUGGGUAUCAAGAUGGAGGUACCACAACUGUUAGUGGUAAAGAUAUACUAACUGGGACAUGGCAUGUGCAAAUGGGUCACUCUAAGUGGGUUGAUCUUGUUAUCAUGUUUGGAAUGAUUGUUGUUUAUCGAGUUCUAUUCUUGGUCAUUAAUAAGGUCAAGGAGAAGUCAAAACCCACUCCUACCAUCAAUGGACCCAGAGCAAAAACUUUCUCUAGAACCAAUAUGGAUGAACCCUAA
Trifolium pratense (red clover) is the source of this 4115-nucleotide messenger RNA. Its product is annotated as ABC transporter G family member 2-like. Gene Ontology annotation, molecular function: ATP hydrolysis activity; ATP binding; ABC-type transporter activity. The transcript has 17 exons. Gene Ontology annotation, cellular component: membrane. Bases 297 to 4115 code for a protein of 1272 amino acids. NCBI's taxonomy places the organism in Eukaryota, Viridiplantae, Streptophyta, Magnoliopsida, Fabales, Fabaceae. The record is from RefSeq and is a predicted model, not a curated record.